This is a messenger RNA of Grammomys surdaster, 1763 nucleotides long. It is a transcript of the gene Anxa10, whose product is annotated as annexin A10. The transcript has 12 exons. Gene Ontology annotation, molecular function: calcium-dependent phospholipid binding; calcium ion binding. Lineage: Eukaryota; Metazoa; Chordata; Mammalia; Rodentia; Muridae. The record is from RefSeq and is a predicted model, not a curated record. The coding region runs from base 170 to 1144 and encodes 324 amino acids. Gene Ontology annotation, cellular component: cytoplasm.
UCCUGAUUUGCUUCUGUAUUUUCUUGCCUGAGAUACUUGGUCAGGCAGACAUAUUUAAAUUUAGAGCUGUAGGGAACCUCAGCAUUUUGGACUCACAAGGAACAACUCUGUGAAGUAAGACCUUUACUGAAAUCCUUGCAAUCUACCCUGGUUACUUCCUCUCUUCAAAAUGUUCUGCGGGGAAUAUGUUCAAGGAACUAUCUUCCCAGCUCCAAAUUUCAAUCCGGUGAUGGAUGCCCAAAUGCUAGGAGGAGCACUCCAAGGAUUUGAGUGCAACAAAGACAUGCUGAUUGACAUCCUAACACAACGCAGCAAUGUCCAGCGGCAGAUGAUAGCUGGGGCCUAUAAAAGCAUGUAUGGCCGGGACCUGAUUGUAGAUCUGAAGGAGCAACUUUCAUCUCACUUCAAAGAAGUGAUGGUGGGCCUGAUGUAUCCUCCACCAUCUUACGAUGCUCAUGAGCUCUGGCAUGCCAUGAAGGGAGCAGGAACUGAUGAGAAUUGCCUCAUUGAAAUAUUAGCUUCGAGAACAAAUGCAGAGAUUUUCCAGAUGCGAGAAGCCUACUGUUUACAAUACAGCAAUAACCUUCAAGAGGACAUUUAUUCAGACACCUCAGGACACUUCAGAGAUACUCUCAUGAACUUGGUCCAGGGAAACAGGGAGGAAGGAUAUGCCAAUCCUGCAAUGGCUGCUCAGGAUGCAAUGGUGCUGUGGGAAGCAUGUCAGCAGAAGACUGGGGAACAUAAAACCAUGAUGCAGAUGAUCCUGUGCAACAAGAGCUACCCACAUCUUUGGCUGGUUUUCCAGGAAUUUCAAAAUAUUUCUGGCCAAGACCUGGUGGAUGCCAUCAAUGACUGUUAUGAUGGUUACUUUCAGGAGCUGCUGAUUGCAAUUGUCCGUUGUAUCCAGGACAAACCAAGCUAUUUUGCUUACAAAUUAUACAGGGCAAUCCAUGACUUUGGCUUCCAUAACAAAACUGUCAUCAGGAUUCUAAUUGCCAGAAGUGAAAUAGAUUUAAUGACCAUAAGGAAACGUUACAAAGAGAGAUUUGGGAAAUCCCUCUUUCAUGAUAUCAAAAAUUUUGCUUCAGGACACUAUAAGAAAGCACUGCUUGCCAUCUGUGCUGGUGAUGUGGAAGACUACUAACUAGGGGAGGGUUUGAAGGUGACAGAAUCCUCUUUAUAGACACCAGAUAUAGACCACUGGACUUGUGCUGUCAUUGACAUUGAAACAAAAUUAUAAAAUCAUAUUUUUCUUCUAACUCUACAAUUAUUCUGAGACAAAAAAAAUCUACUAUUGGAAAUGUGUGAUCCUGGAUUUGUAGUCCUUAUUCAAUUAGUAAUUAAUUAAAUUGUAUAUGAUGGAAUAAGAAAAGCAUUGCAUUGGAGUCAAUUUUACUUAAAUGAGAACUGUCAGUUCUGUCAACAAGAAAGUCUGCUCAUGUCUCUCUUAAUAUCAGUUUGAAAUCUAUAAAAUUGAAGCAUCUGAUCACUCAGUGUGUGACCACUAUCAAAGUGACUACCCCUAGGUGCGUGACCACCUUCAGUGUGCAACCACUCUCAGUGUGACUACCCUCCAUGUGUGUCCACCCUCAGUGCAUGAUCAUCGUCAAAGGAAUUGCCUGGACUCUUGGACAAACACAAUAAAGCUAAAGCCAAGGCCCAGAAUAGCCUUUUAAUGAAAAUAGAUAAUCACAAAUAAACUGUACCAAGAGGCAUACUCCUGAAUUACUUGUACAGAAACUUGAAUUUAAAAGUAAGGGUUU